Molecule: messenger RNA, 1323 nt
Organism: Diachasmimorpha longicaudata
Lineage: Eukaryota; Metazoa; Arthropoda; Insecta; Hymenoptera; Braconidae
Exons: 1
Coding region: 1-1323 (440 amino acids)
Biological process (GO): deoxyribonucleotide biosynthetic process
Cellular component (GO): cytosol
Molecular function (GO): ribonucleoside-diphosphate reductase activity, thioredoxin disulfide as acceptor
Source: RefSeq, a predicted model, not a curated record
AUGUCGUUUCUACAUUCGCACUCUUCUGAGUGUGUGAAGUCGGAGCUGGACCUAUUUAUCAUACCAUCUACCCCAACAAGUAUUGAAAAUUCUCAAUUUGUUCAUUACAAUCCUGUAUCUACGCUGUCGGGCAAUGCCCCAAUUGAAUUCAUCGUACCAGGCCCUGGAGAAGAAUAUAUUGAUUUGGCACAUACCAUGAAUACCAGAAUCCUGCGACCCGAUGGCUCGGCUGCUCUAGAGGACUCUGUUGGUCCUGUGAAUAUUUUUUUACAUUCAAUGUUUAACCAAGUGGAUGUAUAUUUCAACCAAAAAGUUGUUACGCCUCCAAAUAAUCUGUACGCCUAUAGAGCAUACAUUGAAACAUUGCUGAACUAUGGAACAGAUGCCAAGUCCUCCCAUCUUGGAAUGUCACUUCGGGCUACGGAUAGCUAUGGUGCAAUGGAUUUUGCUACUCUAGCGGCUGGUGAUGCGAGAAACAACAAUGGGCUAGCCGCACGUCAGGCCUUUACUAAAGGUGGAAAAACAUUUGAUCUACUGGGACAUUUACAUUGUGACGUGUUCAAUCAAGAUAAGUUUUCGAUGAGUGGCGUAGAGCUACGCGUUCGUCUUAUCCGUGCAAAGGAUGACUUUUGCGUUAUGGACGAUAGUGUCCUGAACUAUAAGCUGCAUAUAGUAGAAGCCUCCUUGAUUGUUCGUCGUGUGAAAUUCAGCCCUGGAAUUUUCAUAGCGCACGCUAAAACGCUUGCAAAGACAACUGUGAAAUAUCCUUUGACCCGGGUCGAGGUCAAAUCUAUUGUUCUUCAUCAUGGAAUUAUGGGAGAGACAAUAGACAAUGCGAUUUUGGGGCAACUGCCUAAAAGAAUCAUACUGGGAUUUGUUGAAAAUGCCAGUUUCAACGAAUCGAGGAAGAAGUAUCCCUUCAACUUUCAAAAUUUUGGGAUAAACUUUUUAUGCCUGAAUGUCGAUGGACGUCAAGUACCUACAAAACCUCUGCAACCGAGUUUCACCUCUGCCGUCUGUCUAGAUGUGGAGGCAUUCAACACCCUAUUUGCUGGUACUGGAACACAUUUCGGCGACCAUGGAAAUAACAUCUCUCGUCCGGCCUAUUCCGAGGGAUUUUGCCUGUUCGCAUUCGAUCUGCCUCCUGAUUUAUCUGCAAGUUCCGCUGGACAUUGGAAUCUGGUGAAAAGUGGAAGUAUUCGCAUUGAAGUUCGCUUCCAUGCAGCAACAGAGAAGAAUAUAAAUUGCGUGUUGUACGGCGAAUAUGACAAUUUGCUAGAAAUUGAUUCCACAAGGCAGGUUAUUGUCGACUACAGUGGGUGA